GUUGGAGCGAAAUGUGGAGCGUGCGCCUGCGGUCGCCGGCCAAGAGCGCAGUGCUACGGAUCGAUAGCGCCAGCUCGUUCCAGGUCUUCCGAGAGCAAGCGCUUAACGCGCUGGGCCUCGCGGUCUCCGAUGGCUACACGUUCAAAGGUGGCUUUCCGCCCAAGGAACUGCAUGUCGAGGACGAUGCGUCCAUGACAAGCGUCGUCCAGAACAACGACACGGUGCUCAUCGAGCCAGCUCCCGCGGCGCCGCGGCCCGGGCCUGCAACGCGGAGCACGACCCCAAAUACCCCAAAAACAACCUCGAAAUCGACUCCAAAGACGCCCCCUGCUCCGCCACGACGUACGACGACCGCUGCUGCGAAGAAGGCGAAGCGGGUGCCAAAGCCCAAGUUUACGGGCCAGGGCCAUGUCCUCGGGUCCACCGGACAGGACGUAGCAGAGAGCGAUGCGCCUGCAGCGCCGUCACCUCUGCUCAAACGCCGCAAGAUGAUCCAGCUCGGGAGCAAAGAAGACGUGGGCGACAAGCUCGUCCACGCCGUGAGCAGCCAUGGCGGGUCGUCGACAACCGAUAAAUUUUUGCGGUCGGCGACAAAGUCGGCCGUCAAUCACCAGUACGAGAUGACGCUGGCAAACGCACGGCUCCACGCAGCGCUCGUGGGCAAUUACUCGAUGCAGACGCUAGCGCCCAACGCGCGAGGCGUUGCGCAGAUGCGUGUUCGGUUCCUCGAGCGUGCGCGUACGUGGCGUGACGAGCAACUCGACCUCUUGCAGCCCGCCGAGCUCACGUCCAUCGUCAAGUACGUGCUCCUCUCGGGCGGCGAGACGGGCCGCGAGAUGCUCAAGCCCUUCAACAUGGCCCAGUGCUCGCCACGUGUCUUCUGGAGCCUUGCGCGGCUCAGUGACGGCGACGUGGCCGCAGCGCUGGAAACGCUGCUUCCGAGCGAAGAUUGGUCGUUCCUGGGCUUGCGAACGCGCACGCUGAGUGCCAAGGCGCUCGAGGCGCAGACCCACUCGCAGUAUUAUCGCACCGAAGUGCCUGACGAAGAGCCUCCGCUGCCGACGGCAGAUGACACCGACGCGACAGUCGUCAGCGAGAUUGAGACUCCUCGUGUCGACCGAGCAAGCAUGCGGAGUGUCGCGGCCAAGGCAGCGCUGGCGCGGCUCCGAGCUGCAGCGCCCGUCGCACCCAUGCGAGUUGCAAAGAACGACGACAGUGCUGCGGAGGAUGCUGGCGAUGACGGCGACGUCACAACGGUCGUCUGCGAUGCCUGCCAAAAGGCCCGGAUUGUUGCCGCCGACAAGAGCCAGCUGGUCGGACUGGACGACAGUGGUGACUGGACGUGCGCACGCCUUGCCGCCAUCGGUCGAGGCGACGGCUGUGCCAUGGUCGACGACGAAGUGCUUUCCAUCGUCGUGGACGCAACGAUUGGCACGUGUCUACUCCAGAUCGGCGUGCGUACACGCGCUGAGCUUGCGAGCGCGGCAGCCGAAACCCUCUUUUCGUCGUGGCGAACGGCGUGCCGUGGCCACCUCAUGGACUUGGACCGUCUCGAGCACUUCAUUGAGCAGGCGCGAGACGAAGAGCUCGAUGCGGUGGUGGGCGAGAUUGUGGCCGACAGUAACGUGUACGAUGCGCUUGUGGCGGCCAAACUCGCGACGCCCCACGACUUGAUGCUGACGCCGGCGGAUGUCAUCCAACGUGACGUGCACUCGAUGCUACGAGAAGGAGCGUCGAUGCUGUCGCUCGACACGAUCCAGAAAUGGAAGGUCGCGUGUGCGUCGGCCCUCGAGCAGCACCCGUGGCUCGACGACUGGCGCAGUAUUUGAGUUACCAACCUCGGGUUUUGAGUUUGAUGCAGCGUCAUGCUUUCUUC
This is a messenger RNA of Saprolegnia diclina VS20, 1876 nucleotides long. RefSeq lists its product as hypothetical. The transcript is spliced from 8 exons. Bases 12 to 1829 code for a protein of 605 amino acids. The record is from RefSeq and is a predicted model, not a curated record. Lineage: Eukaryota; Oomycota; Saprolegniomycetes; Saprolegniales; Saprolegniaceae.